AGGAGCGCUGAUGUCAUUUUCAAAACUUAACCAACCCUCCAAAACUCCACACCGCUUAGUUCUUCUCCGCCUUUCAACCUGGAAGGUCUUCUUCAGCUGAAAAGUGGAAUACAUUUGACAAAAUAAUACUUUUCCGAGGUGAACGAGUUAAAAAAAAAAAGGGAAUCGCGAUCGUUUGUAUUGGAAGGACUUUACUGCUGGAAACCCCACCGACCGGAGCCCCCUUCUUGCAGGGCACUGUUUUCUUCUCUUUUGUUUUGUAAAGUUCUAUUCCCAGAAUGAACCGGAGCUUUAACCGAUCGCAACCCUUGCGAAACGUGGAUUGUAACGCCGUGGAGGUGAAAAGCAAGUAUGGGGCGGAAUUCCGCCGCUUCUCGGUGGACCGGCUGAAGCCCGGCAAGUUCGAGGAGUUCUACAAACUCAUCCUGCACAUCCACCGCAUCGCCAACAUGGAGGUGAUGAUCGGGUACGCUGAUGUCCACGGCGAUCUGCUGCCCAUCAACAACGACGACAACUUCUGUAAGGCCGUGUCCACCGCUCACCCCCUGCUGAGGAUUUUCAUCCAGAGACAAGAAGAGGUGGACUACGCCAACUUUGGCACCAACACCCUCACGCGCAAGAAGAAGGCAGUGGUCACCCUGCGUAACAAUGACCUCAACCGCAAGCGGCCGCACAUCCGCAUCGGCAUGCCGCAGGACUUCCGACCCGUCUCCUCCAUCAUCGACGUGGACAUCCUGCCGGAAUCCCACCGCCGCGUCCGCCUGUACCGCCACGGCUCGGACAAACCGCUGGGAUUUUACAUCCGCGACGGAACCAGCGUCCGCGUGACGGCCCACGGCUUGGAAAAAGUGCCGGGGAUCUUCAUAUCCCGGCUGGUUCCCGGCGGCCUGGCGGAGAGCACCGGGUUGUUGGCGGUCAACGACGAGGUCCUAGAAGUCAACGGCAUCGAGGUGAGCGGCAAGUCGUUGGACCAAGUCACCGACAUGAUGAUCGCCAACAGCCACAACCUGAUUGUGACCGUCAAGCCCGUCAACCAGCGCAACAACGUCGUGCGCAGCAGCCGCAUCUCCGGCAGCUCAGGGCAGUCGUCGGACAGCAGCGGUUCCGCCGGCUACCCGGCGUUGUCAGCCGCCCCCGCGGGGAUGGUGCCGUCCGGGGCUCACGGCUACCAAGACGACCUGGAGAGCGACGACGAGACGGACAUCGUCAUCGAGAGCAGCCUGAAGCGUCCAUCUCAGAGGUCCAACGCUUCCUUGGCGGCCAGCGUGGCACGCUUACAGCAGCAGACGCCCACCACAACCGCCUCGGGUCCUGCGGCACCACCCAGCCCCCCGUCGCGUCCCCCUUCGGUGGUGUCCACCGCUUCCUUCCAUUCCCACACAAGCCUCAACGGGGGGUCCCACCACCACCACCAACACAGCAGCCUGAGCUACCAGCUCCUCAGAGACCUCAACCUCCAGCACAGUCAGCCCAGCUCGCAGACACCUUAUCACAGCAGCAACCCGGCCCUCCGCCACAGCAACGUGAGCCUGCACAAAAUCCUCAACUCCCUGAAAACGGACCAGCGACACAGCCUGGCUCUGCCCAGGGGCGGGGUGGAGGAGGACGGCACCGUCAUCACGCUAUAAUCCUCACAACUCAGACUGGCAUACAAAUUAAGUUUUAUUCUCCACACCGACCGUAAUACAAAGAAUGGAGGAGCAUGUGUUGUACUGUAAAUACUCCCAGGACUUUGAAGUGUUUCUUGUCUUGUCUUGUCAAAAAAAAUGUAUGUUUGUAUGUAAUAAUGCAUCGGAACAAAUACCUGUCUCCCUGCCACUGUAUGCUGUAUUUUUCCUAAGUGACCACUUUUUUCUCCUGAUUCUUAAUACUGGGACCAAACUGGGUAAAUCUGUAUUUCUUAUAUUUGGAUAAAUACAUGCAUAGAGUCUGGUUUUUAAUUGUUCUUUUAUGCUUUUUGAUGAUCAAACUCUUUUAUCUGUUUCAAUAAAUUAUUCUAAGUAA
Doryrhamphus excisus (bluestripe pipefish) is the source of this 2004-nucleotide messenger RNA. RefSeq names its product par-6 family cell polarity regulator gamma b (gene pard6gb). NCBI's taxonomy places the organism in Eukaryota, Metazoa, Chordata, Actinopteri, Syngnathiformes, Syngnathidae. Gene Ontology annotation, cellular component: nucleus; cell cortex; apical plasma membrane. Gene Ontology annotation, biological process: establishment or maintenance of cell polarity; centrosome cycle; regulation of cellular localization. Gene Ontology annotation, molecular function: protein binding. The record is from RefSeq and is a predicted model, not a curated record.